Molecule: messenger RNA, 1253 nt
Organism: Juglans microcarpa x Juglans regia
Lineage: Eukaryota; Viridiplantae; Streptophyta; Magnoliopsida; Fagales; Juglandaceae
Product: mitochondrial uncoupling protein 4-like
Exons: 2
Coding region: 242-1228 (328 amino acids)
Biological process (GO): thiosulfate transport; oxaloacetate transport; succinate transmembrane transport
Cellular component (GO): mitochondrial membrane
Molecular function (GO): sulfate transmembrane transporter activity; antiporter activity; succinate transmembrane transporter activity
Source: RefSeq, a predicted model, not a curated record
UAGAGUUCUCUUACUCUCGACCCCCAAACUCAGAAGAGUCAGAACAUUCACCGUCGAUUCACUCUGCAUAGCAUAUGUCUCAGGGAACUCGCGUUCCUAACUCCCUCCAUUACCAUCUCCCCGUUUUCAGUGAGAAGGACGCCAACUCCAACUACUCUUAGUCCAGUAACCCUUCCCGCCGCCCCGCCCAGAAAAGAGACUGCCGAAAUUGUUUUCCAACCCUCGUACCAUUACCGAAGAGAUGGGUCUCAAGGGUUUCGUCGAAGGCGGUAUUGCUUCCAUUGUCGCUGGCUGUUCCACUCACCCUCUGGAUCUGAUCAAAGUCCGCAUGCAACUACAGGGUGAGAAACUUCACGCUCCCAACCCACAGCCCGUCCAAAGUCUCCGCCCCGCAUUGGCUUUCCACCACCCCUCUGCCACUGUGCCCACCACCACCCUCCAUGUUCCACCACAGGUGGCGCCGCCUCUUCGCCUUGGAGGACCCAUCUCCGUCGGUGUACGAAUUUUCCAGACCGAAGGCGUGGCCGCCUUGUUUUCCGGGGUCUCCGCUACCGUGCUCCGCCAAACACUCUAUUCCACCACCCGCAUGGGCCUCUACGACGUUCUCAAACACAAGUGGACCGACCCGGACUCGGAUCAAUUCCCAUUGCUGCGCAAAAUAUCAGCCGGUUUGAUUGCCGGUGCUGUCGGCGCGGCCGUCGGGAACCCAGCUGACGUUGCCAUGGUCCGAAUGCAAGCUGACGGGCGGCUCCCGGCGGCUCAACGGCGCAACUAUGCGAGCGUGGUCGAUGCGAUCACGCGCAUGUCGAAGCAGGAAGGCGUGGCAAGCCUAUGGCGCGGCUCGGCUCUUACCGUGAACCGUGCCAUGAUCGUGACGGCUUCGCAGCUGGCGUCGUACGACCAGUUCAAGGAGAUGAUCUUGGAGAAGCAAGUGAUGAACGACGGGUUAGGGACCCACGUGACGGCGAGUUUCGCAGCAGGUUUUGUAGCGGCGGUGGCGUCGAACCCGGUGGACGUGAUCAAAACUCGGGUAAUGAAUAUGAAGGUGGAGCCAGGGGCGGCCCCUCCUUACAGUGGGGCCGUGGACUGUGCUAUUAAGACGAUAAGGGUUGAGGGCCCCAUGGCUCUGUACAAGGGGUUUAUACCCACUGUAUGUAGGCAGGGACCCUUCACCGUGGUGUUGUUUGUGACACUCGAGCAAGUCAGGAAGAUACUCAAAGAGUUCUAAGAAUUGAAAGAUUUGUGGACCAAAA